Messenger RNA from Trichosurus vulpecula (common brushtail), 646 nucleotides. Its product is annotated as heme-binding protein 2-like. Bases 1 to 615 code for a protein of 204 amino acids. Gene Ontology annotation, cellular component: cytoplasm. The transcript is spliced from 5 exons. Lineage: Eukaryota; Metazoa; Chordata; Mammalia; Diprotodontia; Phalangeridae. The record is from RefSeq and is a predicted model, not a curated record.
AUGAUCAGAUCCCUAAAAAAGACGUUGCUGUCUCAGAACUUGGAGUCACCUAAAUGGAGUCCAGCAACGGUUGUGGUGCCCGGGUGUGAACUCCGGCAUUAUGAGGCUGGCCUAUGGGCCAGCACUGUGAUCAAAGGUGGGAGCCAGAAGGAGGCACUUCGUCAAGGGUUCAGCAAACUCUUCCACUACUUCCAGGGAGAGAAUGAGACAGAGACUAAGAUUGAGAUGACAGUGCCAGUGACCUGCUUGGUGCAGCCUGGCAACGCUGAAUACAAGGUUUCCUUCUUUGUACCAACUAAGCAUCAGAGUUCUCCACCAGAGCCCACAGACCCGGAUGUGUUCCUUGAGCAGAGGAAAGGAGCAGCCAUUUUUGUCAGGUCAUUUGGAGGAUUUGCUUCUGCGGAAAAAUUCAGCAAAGAAGCAAAAGCUCUGGCAGAUACUUUACAGAAAGAGGGCCAAUCCUUUCAUUCUGAUUUCUACUACACUGCCCGUUAUAACAGCCCUUUUACACUCUUCAACAGACAUAAUGAAGUAUGGUAUUUCAAGAAGGAAGAGCUAGAAGGGUUGUGGAUGGCAAAGAACUUCCUUGGAAAAAUUGGCAAACUUCUAGUCUAAUGGACACUAUAAUGAAGAAAACCUGGGCGCC